AUGUUGGCGCCGGUCCAGCCAUCGAUCCGCGUGGCACCGCAAUGUGCAAGCUGGGCGCUCCAACGUCAAAUCGUGUGCUCGGCAGGCACGUUCACACUAGGGUCGUCUGCACAGCUGCUACUGCUGCUCGUCCUCGUGCUUCUGUGCAAUAAGUUUUGGUAUGUUGCGGUGCGACUGCUCUUCACGCGGUCGACCUCGUUCAUCACUGUUUCGAUCGAGUGGCGCCGAAUGGACCGUGCGUCGGCCAUGGUGAGCGGCCUCCUCAGCGUCCGUCACGGUGGCGAACGGCUGCUAUUUGAUAUCAAGACGUGGCGAUUGCAUCGGCUUUCGGCGCUCCAUACAGAGAAACGGCCCAGCGACGACGUGCGCCUCGACUACGCGCUCCCAUUACGGACCUAG
This is a messenger RNA of Saprolegnia parasitica CBS 223.65, 399 nucleotides long. RefSeq lists its product as hypothetical. The record is from RefSeq and is a predicted model, not a curated record. NCBI's taxonomy places the organism in Eukaryota, Oomycota, Saprolegniomycetes, Saprolegniales, Saprolegniaceae. The coding region runs from base 1 to 399 and encodes 132 amino acids. The transcript is spliced from 2 exons.